AUGGCCGACGCAACAUUUUAUCACGGCUAUGGUGAUGACUCCAUUGCCAUAAUCGGAGUAUCAUCCCCGUUUCCGGAUUCAGAGACCCCCCAACGGUUCUGGGAAGACAUCCGGAAUAACCCCCCCGCGAAGCCGAGCAUAUGGAUCCACAGCAUCGACUUGGCCUUCAUCCGGCCUACGAAGCUCUACCAUCCGGGGGAUAUUCAGUCCGUCAUCCUCAGCGACAGAAAACGUGAGCUACUACAUCAGCAUGUCUCUUGUGACUAUGAAGAUAACGUGAAUAGCCAUCCCCUAACGGCAUAUUCCUUCACUGGCACUGCGAGGGCCUUCUCAAGUGGUCGAAUUAGUCACUUCUUUGGUCUCAAUGGUCCGUCCAUGGUGAUUGACACGGCAUGUUCGUCUUCUGGGGUAGCAAUCCACACGGCCUGCAGGGCCAUUCAGUCGGGACAAUGCUCCAUGGCUCUGGCUAAAGGCAGCAACCUCAUGGGCCCAGAAGCCAGGUUGCACCAAAAUCUAGCGACGACCUCUUUCUUGAGCCCAACUGUUCAGUGUCGACCCUUUGAUGCUUGCGCAGACGGCUACCGUCAGAGCGAAGGCGGAGGCUUCGUUCUGCUGAGAAGAGGCUCUCUGAAGAGGCUCUCUGUUGCAGUGGCGGUUCACGACUGCAUCCUCGGCGUGGUCGCAGCCUCAGCCGUCAAUAAUACCAAGGGAAGUGGAUCAAUCACACUGCCAUCGGCUGAGUCGCAGAGUCAUCUGUACCGACUUGUGCUGAAGACGGCAUGCCUGCAACCGCAACAAGUGUCGUACGUCGAAGCCUAUGGCACUGGCACUCAGAAAGGCGACCUGAUCGAGCGGCAGAGCAUUGAAAACGUCUUUGCAGGACAUGGUUAA
Molecule: messenger RNA, 891 nt
Organism: Fusarium odoratissimum NRRL 54006
Lineage: Eukaryota; Fungi; Ascomycota; Sordariomycetes; Hypocreales; Nectriaceae
Exons: 2
Coding region: 1-891 (296 amino acids)
Biological process (GO): fatty acid biosynthetic process; secondary metabolite biosynthetic process
Molecular function (GO): fatty acid synthase activity; 3-oxoacyl-[acyl-carrier-protein] synthase activity
Source: RefSeq, a predicted model, not a curated record